GACAUAUAAUAUACAAUCCGAAAGAAAUUUUACCGCCCUUAGAAUUUCAUGAAAAUGGUUUAUUAGAAAUAUGGGUUUCCUCUAAACAUUUAACGUGGAAAAACAAUAAAGUUAGAAGCCAAUUUCUAUGGGGUACAGAUGUUUACACAGAUGAUUCAGAUAUUAUUGCAGGACUUUACAUCCCUCCACCGCCCAAUUCAUCUAAUUAUCCAGACUACGAUCUUUGUGUUACAAUCAGGGUUUUACCAAAAUUGGUUCAGUACACGGCAACUGUACGAAAUCAAUAUCAAAGUCGAUCAUGGGGCAAUCAUCACGGUGUUAGUUAUAAAGUUGAAAGUGUUCGCAAAAUGAAG
Racocetra persica is the source of this 353-nucleotide messenger RNA. Lineage: Eukaryota; Fungi; Glomeromycota; Glomeromycetes; Diversisporales; Gigasporaceae. The record is from the annotation of a GenBank genome assembly.